Messenger RNA from Blumeria graminis f. sp. triticale, 3378 nucleotides. The record is from the annotation of a GenBank genome assembly. NCBI's taxonomy places the organism in Eukaryota, Fungi, Ascomycota, Leotiomycetes, Helotiales, Erysiphaceae.
AUGCCAGUAAACGAAGAAAUACAAUCGAAUAGCCGCAGAACUGUAUGGAAAAACUCCACUGCAGAGAAGGAUGAAUUUGGGUUGGAACAGAGCUCUAAUACAAAUAGAGUCUCGAUACUAGUCGGGAAAUAUGAGCAAGAAAUAGCAUGCUCGAGGGAGCCGACCCUAAUACAAGAGGGCACGAGAAAGGAGCGUGACAAUAUUCUAAGGGCAUUUGCAGCCACGAGUCCUAUCGGAAAAAUAGUUGAAGAUAACACAUCAGCUACCGAUAUGGAGAUUCAAAAUUUGAGAAUCAAUGCCGCGCAACCGGUACAUACGUCAACAACAGAAAGGAACCCUUCGAAAGAAAUAGCAAAUGACGUCGAAGGGUAUAAAACAACGACAAAAUCUAGCCUCGAGCUUAAACUAAUCAAAUCCGAAGGCCCUACAACAGAACCUGGAAAUUCCAAUAAAAAGGAGAUCCCAACUAGUCAGUCAAUUACCAGACCCAGUAACGAAAGUAUUAACCUGAAAAAACCCGAAAACAGUCAAGGAUUGAAGAUAUCCGCAAUUUCUGAAUGGUCACACCAUGCUCAGGACCCACAACAAGAAGAAGAUGUUCAGGCGGAGGACGAGUGGCAGGAAAUGCCAUCUUAUGCAUCUUAUGAUAUUUAUGAUGACGAUAAUAGGCUCAUUGCCAAAGAGAAAGAAGAUUCUGAUGAAGAAGAAGCUUAUAUGGGUAUCGGAGGUGCAGGUAGAGGCUAUACAAGAGUGCAACUGGACGAAGAUGCGCAGUCUGCAACUAGCCUCGAUGAAAAUACGCAGUAUUUAUUCAAAGAUGUCAAUGGUACUGGUACAGGUGAAAUGGAGGACGAGGAGCACAGAGACGCGUUAUCGCAAAUGCAAGCUACAAAAAAUCUUCUAACAGAGGGCCAGCGAAUCGCCUACGUUGGAACCUCUCGACUUGUUCUUUCAUCAAUGAUUAAACAAUCAGAAGAUUUGAUGUCGAGAGGAGCAAAGAAAGAAACUACCUUGGCUGCAGAAGCUAUGAAAAUGUGGAGUCAGAAAAUGAUGGUUCGUUUGUAUGCUCACAUGGAAAUCAGCUCUGCUGAGCAGAUAAUGAUUGAACAACUAUCUGAACACGAUGUUGUAGCAUCAGACUUAACCCCGACUUUGAUGCAGAAUGCCCGCGUCAAAAAUCCUAUGGCUGAAACCUCAGACCCUUCAAAAGUGCCAACGUCUCCUCGAUCACCCGAAUCCAAAGAAGAGAUGCCUGCUUCAGCUCCUCCACCAUAUCAAGAUCAUGAAGGAGUGGAUCUGCCCGAAGUUAGAACACCGUCACAACUUCCUAAAACUGCAAACUUAGAUAUUGAUCUCCGCUGGACCGUUCUAUGCGAUAUAUUUCUAACCCUAAUCGCCGAUUCAGUCUAUGACGCGAGGUCAAGGGUUCUUCUCGAGCAGCUGGGUAAGCAUUUAGGUGUAGACUGGCUUGAGAUUUGUAGAUUUGAGAAAAGAGUCACCGAUGCUCUAGAGAUGCAACAAGAAGCAGAGAAAGAGAAUUGGGAUGAAGACGAACAUAAAGAAAGUCGAAGAAAAAUGGCUCUGAAAAAAAGAUAUAUAAUGAUGGGACUGGCAACUGUUGGCGGCAGCCUUGUGAUUGGACUAUCAGCCGGCUUACUGGCACCUAUGAUUGGUGCUGGUCUUGCUGCUGGCUUUAGUACCAUUGGUGUAGCAGGUACCGGUGGUUUUCUAGCAGGCACCGGCGGAGCUGCUAUCAUCACAUCAGGAGCUGCAGCAUCUGGUGGUAUUAUUGCCGUUAGAGCCGCAGAUCGAAGAACAGGAGCCGUAAAAACUUUUGAAUACCGGCCAUUGCAUAAUAAUAGACGUGUUAAUCUCAUCAUAACCGUAUCAGGCUGGAUGACGGGUAAGGUUGAUGACGUUAGAUUACCUUACAGUACCGUAGAUCCCAUAAUGGGUGAUAUAUAUUCUGUUCUUUGGGAACCUGAAAUGCUCAGGAGCAUGGGAGAUACUAUCAAUAUUCUAGCUACAGAGGCUCUCACACAAGGUCUGCAACAAGUGCUUGGUAGCACAAUUCUAAUCACUCUUAUGGCAGCGUUACAAUUGCCUGUCGUUUUGACAAAACUUGCAUACCUCAUCGACAAUCCGUGGACCGUUUCUCUUGAUCGAGCCAACUCUGCCGGUCUUAUCCUAGCAGACUCAUUAAUUGACCGUAAUUUAGGUACCCGGCCCAUUACUUUUGUAGGAUACUCCCUAGGAUCUAGGGUUAUUUUCUCUUGCCUUAAAGAACUAUCGAGAAAAGGAGCUUACGGACUCGUACAAAACGUUUAUCUCUUUGGAUCACCUGUUGUCGUGAAUAGAGAAGAGUACUUGAGAGCCAAGUCUGUAGUCGCUGGUCGAUUUGUAAACGGUUAUGCGACGAAUGACUGGAUCCUUGGUUACCUUUUCCGCCUCACAAGUGGUGGCAUUAGUCGAGUAGCAGGCUUAGCGCCCGUUGAAGAUAUCCCCGGCUUAGAGAACCUAAAUGUGACUGAACUUGUUCCAGGACACAUGUCAUAUCGGACUGCAAUGCCACGACUUCUCCGUCAUGUAGGCUGGGUCGUAGAUUCUGAUGAAUUUACUGAAAUUGAAGAUCCAGAUCCAGAAAAUCAUCAGCAACGGCAGAGAGAGCUGAUCAAUGAGAUUGAAGAGGCUAGAAAAGAACUACAAAAGAAAGAAAAAGAGAAGGAGACAAAGGGUAAAUUCGGGUUUUUUAGCAGGAAACCCAAAAUUGUGGCACAAAAGGCAGACUGGGAGAUGUACGAAGAUACUAAAGGAAACGUACCGUCCAAGAAUGAUAGCCCACAAGGAUCUCUAUUCGAUAUUAAAGCCAUACGUCUUGAAUUGGCAAAAGAGAAAUUAGAAGUGCGGGAGUUGAAGUCGACAUUACCGCCGAUGAAACUAGACUUGAAUAGUUCCAAACCUUCGAAAACUGGAGGCCUGCGUACUCUGAUGCCUACACAGCAGACCAAAUCUUCCGAAUCAUCUCCCAUGGAUAAAACACAUUCACAGGGUAACUUGUCUCUCGGUUCGGCACCACUUAUUAGUGAGUAUAUCCACGGAAGGUCACUACCGUCAUACUAUUAUACAGAAUAUCAAGAAGAAAAUUUAGAAUUGUCCUUUAAUCUAGGCCCAAGUCCGACUGGGACGAAUUCAACUGUGAGCCCAGCUUUAAUGCAGGACCCAAAAAACGAGGCCUCACUAGAUCAAAAUAUUUCUUCCCCUCCUCCGGUCUUUAACUUGGGCUUGUCUUCAAAAAUGGCAUCAUCAGAACUUGAGGGGAACGCGUGGGCUGACGAUUACGAAUUUGGAGAGGAAGAAGUUCAAAUGACAUUUGCCUAG